Molecule: messenger RNA, 2761 nt
Organism: Haliaeetus leucocephalus (bald eagle)
Lineage: Eukaryota; Metazoa; Chordata; Aves; Accipitriformes; Accipitridae
Gene: SLC26A8
Product: solute carrier family 26 (anion exchanger), member 8
Exons: 19
Coding region: 182-2671 (829 amino acids)
Biological process (GO): transmembrane transport
Cellular component (GO): membrane
Molecular function (GO): sulfate transmembrane transporter activity; bicarbonate transmembrane transporter activity; oxalate transmembrane transporter activity
Source: RefSeq, a predicted model, not a curated record
GAGUGGGACCCUGUCCUCUGCUGCUGUGAGUCAUCACUGAAGUCCAAAUAACACGGGUGAACAGCUGAAGGUUACCACUGCUUGCAUCUAAAAAUCUCACUACCAAGAAAGAGAGCGUUCAUUAUGGUCUCCAGCAUUUGCUGUUCCUCUGUUUUUGACUGAGUGUGGUCAGAAGGAAAACAUGGCACUUGAGAAGGAUACUGUUGGUACUUACAGGCAACCAGCAGCUCACAGGGUCCAAAGAGAAGUGCAGACUGAGGAGCACUUCCAGGCAUACUUUGAAAGAAAACUGUCCUCCACCUUGGGUGGAGCACUACAGAUGCCUCGGGAGAACAGACGGCUACAGUGCAGCUUCUCCUGGGGAAGGUUCAGAAAGAUCACACUCAAGAUGUUCCCUAUCCUGAACUGGCUGUUUUCAUAUCGGUUCAGAGAAUGGAUCUUGAGGGAUCUACAUGCAGGCCUAAGUGUUGGGAUGUUUCAGAUUCCUCAAGGUCUCUUGGGAGUUUGGCUGACCAGGUUACCUCUGCCAAAUAUCAAUGGCUUCCUUUCUGCGUUCUGCUGCUCGAUGACAUAUGUUAUAUUUGGGACUUCUCAUCAUAUCUCAGUUGGUUCAUUCAGCAUCCUAAAUAUGAUGGUGACAAACAUUCUGAAGACUGUUAAUUUCAACCAAACAUUAUCCUCUAAUGGUUCACUGGACAACUUCUCAGACCCUACAUUUAUGAAAGAUUACAUGGAGGCCUUGACACUUACCGCAUCAAUAACAUUUUUGACUGGCAUCAUUCAGAUUAUGACAUUCAGCAUUAUUUCUAAUCACAUUCAUCUUCACGCUGAAUCUAGUAGUGCUGUGGUCAGUAUGAUUCCGCAGAGGUUUCUGCCUCCUACACCGCCAGAUUUAUCAAACCUGAGCAAGAUCAUACUGCAUGCCUUCUCCCUUGCUAUUGUAAGCUAUUUCCUUCUUGAUUUUGUUGGGGAGAGGUAUGCUUCACUUCACAACUACAAUAUUGCCAGCAAUCAGGAGCUAAUAGCUGUGGGGCUAUGCAAUAUUUGCAGCUCAUUUUUCAAAAGCUUUGUUGUCAGCUGUGCUAUUUCUGGAACUGUCAUUCAAGAGAAGACAGGUGGAAGAACACAGUUAGCAGCAGCGAUUGGAGCAUCUAUGAUGCUGGUGAUUGCACUGAAACUAGGACACUUUUUCCAGAUGAUGCCUAAUGGUAUACUGGCUGCUAUUGUGGUAUUUAACAUGCUCCCUUUUCUUGAAAAAUUUCUGGAUAUUCCCAUCCUGUGGAGACAGGAUAAGUACCAUUUUGUAAGUGACAAAAAAAGCCACCUAGGAUUUGGAAUGUGUCUUAAAGGAAGAAAUGGAUGUUUUGGGAGGGCAAGGCAUGGCAGUGGCCAUUCCUUUAGAAAAGGGAUCCUUUGUCAUUUUACUGCUCAUGUUCUCUCUGUCUCUUGUUCAAAGGUUAUUUGGCUUGUAACUUUUGCUGCAGUGCUUUGUUUUGAUCUUGAUGUCGGUUUAGCGAUCGCCAUGGGAUUUACGUUCCUUAUAAUCACCAUCAGGUCACACAGAAUGAAGAUGGUGGUGCUGGGACAGAUUCCAAACAUGAAUAUUUAUAGAAGUUUAUCCGUCUACAGAGCCGCAAGGGAGAUUGAAGGUAUCAAAAUCUUCCAGUGCUGUUCUUCCAUCUCUUUUGCAAACAUGAAUCACUUCAAAACCUAUUUGUUACGCAAGAUGGACGUGAAAGCAGUGCCUCUAGAUGAAAGUGAAAUGAGGGCUUUAAUUUCACUUAGUCUGUCUGACACUGCAGUGGAAAGGAAAGAUCUUAAAUGCUCUUGUGUCUGUGAUCCACCUCUACCACCACCUAGGAUACCAUAUACAGAGAAACUGGUGAAGCAACGUCACGCAGACAGCAAUUCCUCGUCAUCUUCAGUUAAUUUGGUACAUUGGUCAAAGUAUGGAGACGAACUCAGGUCUAGGACGCUCUUGGUGGAAGCAGCCGAUACGCAGUGUGCAUCCCCAGGCUUUAACACGGGGCUUACAACUGAAAAGAACAAAGAUGAAGAGAGAAAAGCUUGCCUUCCACCAGGCUCUGCAAUAGAUAAUUCCUCAGUACAGUUAGAUCAGGAAGACCAACCGAUACAUUUGCCAUGUCCAGUUCACACCAUUAUUUUAGACUUCAGCAUGGUGCAAUUUGUGGAUUUGAUAGGUUCAGAGUUACUGCGACAGAUCAUCCGUAUGUUUCACGCUAUUGGCAUUACAGUCCUUAUAGCUGGCUGUCACUCCUCUGUGAUAGCAGACUUUGAGAAGAAUGAUUUCUUUGACAGCUGUGUCACCAAAGAAAGGUUCUUUCUAACGCUUCAUGAUGCUGUGCUGGCUGCUUUGGACAAGCAUCAAAAGCCAGAUAAGCUAGAACCUACUGUGAAAGAGUUUGCUGAAGAACCACUAGCUGAACAGCAGAAGGGAAGAAGUUUGCUCUUGAAGAAGAACAAAGAUUUUUUCUCUGCAAAGAAUUCUGAUGACAAACUUCUGCAGGAAGAGCCAAUAUCAGAUAUCUCACGCUCAGCCCAGAAUAAAGCAGAGCCAAGCUCUCUCCGGCAGCAUGAUACUCCACCCCUUCAAUCGGAUUUCCAGGACCCAGGCUGGGGGAAGAGAUGGAAGUAUACCAGCAAUCCCUGAAUUACAAGUGUUGGGGAAUUGGGGUUUCAGUAGAGAGGAAAAAGGGCUGAGGAACGGUCAGAAUGGAUUCCCGAACGGCCGUCCCACGCG